AUGGCGCAGCUGCAGCUGCUAAAGCUGGUACUCAUGAUACAGUACUACAUGUACGUCCGAAGACUACAACUCUUCAACAUGACAGCACGGAGCUCAUUCAAACGCGUCUCCAUAGACGAAAAGAAGGCCAGCAGGACCAGAGAUGAAAGAGACAAAUGUGGAUCUGGGAAGCGCCCGCCCAUCGGGACCAAGAAAAGGCCGAUGUCUUGGAGCGUACAGGACGUGGAUUGUUGGUUGAGGGACCUGUUUAGUCGCAAGGUGCUGAAUCGAGAUGAUCUGGACAACUACCUGGUUCAGCGCGAGAUCGACGUCUCCUACGCUCUGGACGGACGGACUUUGUUUGACAUGUCGCUGUCGGACUUUAGCAAGUUCUUUGGUGGCUCCUCUCAGACUGUGUUCGAGACGUUUCUUGUACAGCUUCAGCGAGACAAGGGCUCAGGUGAGUGCGCACUAGUCUGUGCAGCCUUUAAAGUCGACGUAGCGUCAGUCAGCAGUCCGCCGCCGGAUCAUUGCUUUUGGAAGAAACUUGAUGUACUAUAUCAGCAACACGAGUCAGGUUAUUUUGAUUUCGUGACCUACUUCCGACAGCGCCUGAAAGACGAAAAGUCGACUGCAACUCAAGCCGCAUCUCAAGCCUCGUGCAACGCCAGUCCCAAUAUUUUCCCCAGCAGUCUCGCAGCGAGCAUCACCGGAGGUGUACCCAUGAGCUUUUCGGAGACAGCCUGGCGUCAACCACAGGGCUAUGCGCAGGCCAACUCUCAGUUCCUCUAUUCAGCACAGCCACAGCAGCAGGAACAGCAACAUCAGCAGCUGCAGGCUCCCAUACCCAUGCCAGUGCAUGCUCUAGGUUCUCACAGUAACGAAUUCAGCCAGGAUAGCUUGGCUCAUACGUGCACCGGUGUCGCCAUGCUGCCGGAGAUUAGCGGCUCCCUUGGCUGGGCUACACAGACCUCACUGCUACUGCCGCACGACACACAACGCGGACAGUGGACGGCGCCCCAGCACAUUGCUGACGGCACGGCAAUCUCAACGUCCUUGCCUUCUUCAAAUCCACUCCAACGUACCUCUGCUAGCAUGGGAACAUCCUCUUGCACUGUACCAACUUUGGGAAAUCCCCACCACCACGUGACUACGACUGGUAACUCGACACAAGCAGAAGGUAGUCCAGCAUCAGGAGCGGCGCAAUAUCAAGCCUCCCUGACUUCCACCACACUCAACCUGGACCUAAGCAUAUCUCCAGCUACCAGCGUAGGCACAGGUAAAGCGACGCUGUGCCCGCCAGCCAGUCUGCCGCUAUCCAGUCGACCAUCGCAGCAGUCGUUGUUGCUCAACACCACCCACCUUCAAUUCCCCUCCUCACCUUCAUCCAUGGCACAGGUAUCCGAGCUAGGUUCUAUGUGCAAUGAACCGUCACGUGACUGCCAAGAUCUUCUAGCCAUUGAGCCUAUGACCGGCCUCCAGCUUGGUAACAUUUGGCCGUCUGACGUCAUGCCAAACCAUCCAACAGGAGGUAAAGAUUGGGACAUGACGUCAUUCUAUCCAGCAUCGCAGCGGUCAGCAUCACACGCACACUACAGCAGCGUGCAGGCAUCGUUCGCCACCAGUCCGCUGGCCAGUUCCGUAUUCUCAGACAGUAGCGAAGAGCUGGCUUCCACGUGUUUCUCCAUGAUCAGCCCGAACAACAACUCAGUCUUCGACGAGCCCACAAAACUACCGCCACAAGCCUUGGGCAGUCAGGGAGCCAGCAGCUACAGCACUCAGGGUUCAAUAUCGUCAUGCACAGCAGCAGAUAUCGGCGCACGCCAUGACGUCUUGACGGCCACGGAGUUCCAAGGCAGUUUACAAUGUCUUGAUGGGCCCUGUCAAAAUGGGUUAUCGUCUCCCACGCUCCAACAAGCAUCGGUCCAGGAACUCACGACCGCCCAGCUUGCUGACUCCUCAGAGCAGGCGUCGUUCAGCAGCGACAAGAGCAGCACACCGGCGGACUGGGAAGAUGAUCCUGCCGAGGCCAGGCAACCCGGCGAUGCGAUACGGCACUCCGAAGUUCGGCAUCGCAAACGACGCCCACCGCUACCCCCAUCUUUGAAGUUCAACGGAGCCGACAGCCCUGUUCUUUACGAGUUCUUGCUGGAGUUACUCAACCACUCUGCUACUUAUAAGCAUAUCAUCACUUGGAUCAAUAAAUCUCAAGGCUUGUUUCGCUUGAACGACACGGAAAGUGUUGCGGCCCUCUGGGGAAUACAGCGCAACAAGAUGAGUAUGAACUAUGACAAGAUGAGCAGGGCGCUGCGCUACUAUCAUAACGAGAAGACCAACAUGUUCAUUUUGGAAAAGAUCAAGACAGUGCGCCGAGUUUACCGAUUUCUGUCAGAUUCCCACUGGAACACGUACAGCUCGAAGGCUAUUGGCUUCGACUAUACCUACGCCGGCAACACAACACUGAGCAAGAACGGACGCUUAUCGCGUCGUCCAAUUAUUCGCUGAACUCAUUCAUGCAUUGCUCUAUUUGUGUUGGCGCAGAAUACCUUGAAAGACAAUACCGGUAAUGCAUUGGCUGUGGAAUUGCGCUGGAUGUGUUUGCUUACAUGUGUGCUAUGUAGCGAGAACUGAAUAACUACUAGUAGUGUAUUGAAACUCGUUCUGGUGGUUCGGUAUAGUUUUAGUGUUACGCCGUCACCGACGCUCGAGCGCAAAUUAUCAUUAUCUCAAAAUCGUUGGUUCAAUUCAGAUUUGUGCGACAUUUUGUACGGUGAAGAAAUUUUACGUUGAAAUUGAAAUUGGCCCUUAUUCUCACCAGACAUGUACUUCGAAGUAAUUUGUUGCAGUAAGCUAUCGUAACAUAAGUAUCGUGCCGUUCAGUUGAGUGUGUCAUGAAACGCAUCCUAAAAUGUUGUCUUUUAAAACUUGAGCUCCACUUCUAUUGUACCUCAGUACGUGUCUCACUCAGACAACUACAUUCAAGCUGCGUACGUUUUGAGGCUUGCAGCUACAUUUCAG
Messenger RNA from Sycon ciliatum, 2997 nucleotides. RefSeq lists its product as uncharacterized. Gene Ontology annotation, biological process: regulation of transcription by RNA polymerase II; cell differentiation. The record is from RefSeq and is a predicted model, not a curated record. NCBI's taxonomy places the organism in Eukaryota, Metazoa, Porifera, Calcarea, Leucosolenida, Sycettidae. The coding region runs from base 1 to 2484 and encodes 827 amino acids. Gene Ontology annotation, cellular component: nucleus. Gene Ontology annotation, molecular function: DNA-binding transcription factor activity, RNA polymerase II-specific; sequence-specific DNA binding. The transcript is spliced from 11 exons.